Molecule: messenger RNA, 897 nt
Organism: Penaeus indicus
Lineage: Eukaryota; Metazoa; Arthropoda; Malacostraca; Decapoda; Penaeidae
Exons: 7
Coding region: 102-809 (235 amino acids)
Source: RefSeq, a predicted model, not a curated record
CGUAUCACAGUGCACGUCAAGACGGCUCAACACUGUCAACCACGAAAGCUUGGUAGUAAUAGACUUGAUAUUUUCAGUGUGCAGGAAGGCACGAUAUAAGGAUGGCCAGAGUGUUUGUGACGCUGCUUGCACUCACGCUCGCUGCUGCAGUGACCCAGGGAGCUCUUCACUUUAUGGACGCAACUAAUCCAGCGCUCCCAGGAAUGUGCGACGACAGGGAAACAAACGUUUUCCCUGAGGGUUCCACCUGGUAUUUGAAAGGCUGUGUACGGGCACACUGCGCAAGUUCCGGUGGCAGAAUGUUUAUCACGCAUGCCACCUGUUCUCCCAUACACGUUCCAGGAAGAUGUAAACAGGUAACGGACGAAUCACUGGUUUACCCCAGUUGCUGCCCUAGGCUUAAAUGCCAACUUUUAUGCAUUUUUUCAUACACCGAAGAUGGAUGUGAUACACUCGAAGCGUCUGCUUUUUCAACGUGGAAGAGACACUGCGUUAGGAUGGCCGGUGUUAGUCUUCUGCUGCUGCUUAUGGUGGCGCUGGCUGCUGAGACCCAAGCUUAUACGGGUAUUACGGUACAGAAAUAUCAAGGAUCCCCAGUGUGUUACGACCGAGCAGGCGUUCACCCUGAAGGCUCUUCCUGGUAUCUGGAUGGAUGUGAAGUGGGAAGGUGCUCCCGGGGACGUGAUGGGGACGUGAUGGUUAUCAAUUACGUCGGCUGCGGUAAGGUCGCUGCUCCCGACGGCUGUGAAAUGGUGCAAGAUCUCAGUCUGAAUUACCCCGAUUGCUGCCCCAAGUCGAAAUGCCCCUGAGAAAGAUUCCCAAUUAUACCCAAAGACGACUGCCAGUUGUUAGUAUUGCAUAAUUUCACUUGUACAAUGAAAGUCUUCAGUUGCACAA